Pocillopora meandrina is the source of this 3746-nucleotide messenger RNA. The record is from the annotation of a GenBank genome assembly. NCBI's taxonomy places the organism in Eukaryota, Metazoa, Cnidaria, Anthozoa, Scleractinia, Pocilloporidae.
CAUAUUUCAUCCCGUCCACUAGAGCCCACAGAGCAACUUUUUCCGGUUAUUUUUUUAACCAAAUUUUGGUCACAGCAAGGUACGUUAUCAAAUUAUUCCUGCAAAGUUUUUCAGUCACACUUUAAGUACUAGUUAGCAUGCAUGUGCUUACUACUGUAAGGUAAUAACUCAAAGUAUGGGCUUUAAGUUUUUCUCAACACGUCCGAAGUGAAAGUUCUUGCUUUUUGUUCUUCAGGAGGAGAUGAAAGUGUUGCGUUUAUCUUUACUGCUAUUCAUACUGCAACUGACCGUUUGGCAAGGAAAGAGUGCGUUUUUUGAUGAAGGUGGUAAAAAGAAAUCAAGCUGGAAAGAAAAGUUGAAGGAAUCGAAAAUGGGGAAAUGGGCCGCAAAAGCCGGCAACAAACUUGGCCUGGCGUUGGGCGUAAAACUGAAACGUAAGUUAAGUUGAAAAACUGUUAAAACAUAUUUAAUAAUUAAAAUAACAACAUGGAAGAAUUUAUAUGAAUUGCCAGAUUUUGCUCCAAAGGAAAUUGGAAAAUAAUUACGUGAUAUUGGAAAUACACCAACAAUGAUCUCAAAAAUAAUAUUUGGACAGAGGCGUUGUGUCCACCCUUGCAAUUCUUCGGGUUUAACAAUACAAGGACGUUCUAUAUUUAAUCUUGGAAGUUUAAUCUGCACUCUAAAAAAUUGAUGCAAAGCUGCCAAAAUUUGGCCUGUUAAAGUUGAAAGAUAAAAAAAAUCAAAACAAACAAAGAAAAGAAAACAAAGAAGCUCUGCCAAGAUAAAAAGAGGAGGAAAAAAAGCAGUUGGAAAAAAUCAAGAAAAGACAUAGCUUUUUUACGCAUUUAACAAAAGAUUCUUGCGACUAUACAAUUGUGUGGUGUUUUGUAUAGGAAGAUUAGCGGACGAUCCCCCACCCGUGAGGUUCAAUAUCAAGGGAACUGCCAUUUUAAAGAAUGGGAACCUUAAUUUCGAGUUGGCCGGCGAGAAAAUUCGACCUGGCCAAUCAGGACCGUCAAAUCCUAACUUUAAAGCUGGUUCUUCAUUAUCAACAGCUACACCCACAAAGGGAUCGACCACACCAACUAGUCCAACGACGGGCACUGGUCAAACGACUGGUACUGGUCCAACGACUGGUACAGGUCCAACGACUGGCACUGGUCCAAAGACUGGCACUAGUCCAACAACUGGCACUGGUCCAAAGACUGGCACUAUUCCAUCAACUGGCACUGGUAAAACCACUGGCACGGGUAAAAUUACUGGCACAGGUUCAACAACUGGCACUGGCAAAACCACUGGCACUGGUAAAACUACUGGCACAAGUCCAACAACUGGCACCGGUAAAACGACUGGCACUGGUCCAAAGAUUGGCACUAGUCCAACAACUGGCACCGGUCCAAAGACUGGCACUAGUCCAACAACUGGCACUGGUCCGAAGACUGGCACUAGUCCAACAACUGGCACUGGUCCAAAGUCUGGCACUACUUCAACAACCGGCACUGCUAAAACCACUGGCACUGGUCCAAAGACUGGCACUAGUCCCACUACUGGCACUGGUCCCAAGACUGGCACUAGUCCAACAACUGGCACCGGUAAAACCACUGGAACGGGUCCAAAGAUUGGCGCUAGUAAGACUACUGGGACUGGUCCUACGACUGGCACUGGUAAAACUACUGGGACUGGUCCAAAGACUGGUACUGGUAAAACUACUGGGACUGGUCCAAAGACUGGCACUAGUCCAACGACUGGCACUGGUCCAAAGACUGGCACUAGUCCAACAACUGGCACUGGUCCAAAGACUGGCACUAGUCCAACAACUGGCACUGGUAAAACAACUGGCACUGGUCCUCAGCCAGCCGCUCAGGUUGCACCCACUUCACCCUGCUCGCGACCCCUAAAUGGUAAGAGUAAUCGAUUCAAGCAGUAAUAAAGAUUAAAAUAAUUAUUUAUAAUGACGAUGAUAUAAAAAAAUAUGAUGAUCCAAGUAUUAUUACAAAACAUCACUGAAAAUAUUUUUUUAUGCUGUCCAAUAUAACGAGUGGGUUUUUUUUUAUUUCUGGUUGAGUAACGAAAUGGAAAUUAUUCCAAUGUUUACAUUUAGUUUAUUUCCCACUUCAGUUUAUGUGAUAAUAGUCGCCAAUGAUUUGAAGAAAACGCAAAAUGCUUACCGAAGAGUCCACGGCUCCCCUGACCUAAGACUGGAUGAUCACAUGAUGUGCGAUGCUCAAAACUACGCUCAGAAAAUGGCCUCUAAGGGAGUCUUGGAGCACCAAUCGAGUGCAAUUCUCGCACGACGAGGAGUUGGAGAGAACAUUGGAAUGUCCUGCGUUCCUGCUCGAAAUGGUCCUUUGACCUACUUAAAAGUACAAAAAAUGGCAAGGAAUGUAGCUAAACGCUGGUAAGAGUUCUUCUUACUACUGCUUUGUCCAGUAAAUCGAAGAGCUAAAAGUUAUGUUGUUAACGUUUUUCAGUGUAUGGAUCCUUCAACGAUGAAAUUAAAAAAAAUCAUAUUUUAAACUGAAACAAAUUAAACAUAGUUGAUACUCAAAGAUCAAACCAAACAAUAACCAACAACAAAUUCUUUAUAGGUAUGAUGAGGUAUGUCAGUACAACUUUGACCAGCCAAAUUUCAACUCCGAUACGGGACAUUUUACCGAAGUCGUGUGGUCUGGAAGCAGAAAGCUUGGAGUUGGUUACUCUGUCGGAAGAAACAUCAAAUUUCCUGGAUAUGUCUGUGUUUACGUAGUGGGACGGUACAGUCCUGCUGGAAACAACAUAGGACCACAAAAUCUAAGGAAUAACGUUAGGAGAGGGAACUUCAACGGUUCAUACUGCACACCAAAGAUAAAGCCACCUGCCUUUACCCUAGUUCCUCUUUAUAAGAGAAACCGCUUUGGUAACAAAGCUUUUUACAAUAAACGAGGUUAAGACCAAGUUUAACUGACCAUUAAGUCGACACAUACUGUAUUCCAAAUAAUAAAAAACAAGAAUUCGUAGCAGAAGUGUGUAGGUUUUUACUAAUACUGGUGUUGGAAAUUAAAAAAAUAUAUAUAUAUAUAUAUUUCUGGGGUAUUUGAAAACGGUGUCAUUCAUAACUAUCAUUGUGGGCGUCUUUGUUGUACAUUCAACUUAACUACUUCACAGAGAAGGCGCAAAAAUGUUCUAUAUUUGAUAUUAUUUUAAUAAUUAAGGAAUCGAUUGAUCGAUCGCAGAUCGAGACUUUAGGUUCGUUGUAGCCCCUGCCAAGGUCAUUGUGGUCUGGUAUUUUACUUCCAGAAUAAUUCAACUAAGCCAUCUUAGAGUAUAAGUGAGUGACAAAAGCGUCAGAGACACCUAAAAUUGUAAUGGAAUUUCACCUGAAGGAGUAAUGGAGAUGACGCUAUUGCAAAUAUGACAUAUCGAUAGUUAAUACUAAAGAUACUUAUCAUAUCAGUGAUUCCAAUAAUGAUAGAAAAGAAGGAUCCCCUAGAGGAAACUUCCUGAGAGUUACAGUUUGACUUUAAAUUUGAAUAGACGUCAUAAUACCCCUCACAAGCCGAACCCUCAUUAUUGCCUGUAAGAGAAUAGAAGACAGGAACAAAAAGCUUACUUGCUUCCGGGCAAACAAGGCAAAUAUGCAACUCCCACAUCAUAAGUAUAGCUUAAAUUAACGAGGGUAUUGCUAAUGGAACUUACAGAUUUUUCGUGCAAAUCGUAUUCCAUUGAAACAAAGUUAACAACAUGUUAUUUAUGAAAUAAAAUCACUC